GUAUUGGCAUCUCCCUUUUCUCUGGAAGCACCCGCUCUACUCCACUCGGCCGCUCCUCCCUUCGUCCGUGAUUCUUUCGCCCCCGCCUCCCCUCUUCCCCCCUGCUGGUUUCGAAAUUAUUUCGCUUCCUUCUCCCGUCCGCGGAACUACCAGAGUGGACUUGCGCGCGGAGGCGGAAGAAGCGCGCAAGCUUAUCACAUGCGGCCAUCGUCGGGGUCCCGCCGCCAAGCUUGAAAGGUAGAAUUGGGAGGGGGCAUGGCUGGCGUGGAGGGGCAGCCGCCUCCUCAGAUCAGCAGCAUGUCCAACUCCAAGGCGCAGGACGGUGGCACCAAGCCAAAUCUGGUCAAGGAGCACGUUCCGGGGAGCGAGCUCUGGACCGAUGGCCUCAUCUGCGCUUUUGAGCUCGUCAAGGGUCACAGGAAGCUGGUUCAUCACAAAUCGCUGCCAAAGGUAGAUCUCGCGCACAUGAAGAACCAAGCAGCCAGGAAUGGGCAUCGCGUUGUGAGCCCUGCACCAAAUGAGGGAGGCGUGGUGGAAUUGCUUGGCCAGGCGGAUCUUGGUAUCGAUCCUUUUGCGGUCAAGGAUAGGCCAUCACAUGCUGGAGAUGUUCAUGAUCACAAGUGGGUGCCGAUUGGAUGGUCAAGGAUUGCCGAGCUGAGCCAGAGGGUUCAGUCAGAUGCUAGCUGGGAGAAUGAACAUGUGCCGAUUAGCGACAGUGAGGAUGAUUACACUGUAGCCGAUGUUGCGGCUCCGUACUGGCUGCGUCCUGGUGGGCCUACAUGGUGGUUCCAUGUCACAGCAGGCCAUCCUUCCGUUGAUGCAUGGUUGAGUAGUGCUCACUGGAUGCAUCCAGCUAUCAGAACUGCACUGAGAGAUGAAAGCCGGCUGAUAAGCGAUCGGAUGAAGUACCUUCUCUAUGAGGUUCCAGUUAGAGUUGCAGGAGGACUGUUAUUUGAGCUUCUUGGUCAAUCAGUCGGGGAUCCAAAUCAUGAAGAGGAAGACAUACCAAUUGUACUCAGAUCGUGGCAGGCGCAGAACUUUCUUUUAACUGCAAUGCAUGUGAAAGGCCCUUCAACCAACGUAAAUGUUUUAGGAGUGACUGAAGUGCAGGAGUUGCUCAUUUCUGGUGGAAGUCAAACACCCAGAUCAGCUCAUGAAGUAAUAGCACAUUUGGUCAGUCGUCUUUCGCGAUGGGAUGACAGAUUAUUCCGUAAAUAUGUCUUUGGGGAAGCAGAUGAAAUUGAAUUGAAGUUUGUGAAUAGGAGAAAUAGUGAAGAUCUGAACCUAGUCAGCAUCAUAUUGAAUCAAGAAAUCAGGAGGUUAGCAACACAGGUGAUCAGGGUUAAAUGGUCACUGCAUGCAAGGGAAGAGAUCAUACUUGAGCUUCUCCGGCAUUUGAGGGGAAGUGCCACAAGAAUCAUUUUAGAGAGAGAGAGGAAGUCUGCAAGGGAGAUGUUGGAGGAGCAGGAAGCUGUCCGUGGCCGCUUGUUCACUAUCCAGGAUGUUAUGCAGAGCACUGUUCGUGCAUGGUUACAGGAUAGAAGCCUUCGUAUCACCCACAACCUGGCUAUUUUCGGCGGUGGGGGCAUAGUUCUCUCCAUAAUCACUGGUCUCUUUGGAAUCAACGUGGAUGGCAUACCGGGAGCUCAGAACACUCCUUAUGCUUUUGGGCUGUUCGCGGGGCUUCUCUUCUUCCUCGGGAUCGUCCUUGUUGGUGUCGGGUUGAUGUACCUUGGGUUGACAAACCCAGUGACGAGUGAGAAGGUGAAGAUGCGGAAGCUAGAGCUCCAGCAGCUUGUUUCGAUGUUCCAGCACGAGGCAGAGCAGCAUGGGAAAGUGAGGGAAGGCCUGAGCCGGCACGGCCUGUCGCCUAGUUCGGCUGCGGCUUCCAGUGAUGAAGGCUACAUCCUGAUUUCCUGAUCUCGCUAAUGCCUCAAACUCUUGAAUAGUACAGUAGUAUAAGCUUAGGCCACGUUGGAGAAGGUGGUGUUUUAUCUGAGGGAAAUCCCAGCUGUCCCCGUGGGAAGUAAACUGAUUCCAGUCCGAUUCGUUCAUGUGUCCCGAACAGGCGUAUAGAAAACGAUACAUACACCUAACACGGUCUCUAUCUUGUGUGAUGAUUGUAAAUGAGGAGUUGGUAUAGAAAAAUAAUACAGAGAGAUGAUCAGUGCGAUCUGAGUA
Molecule: messenger RNA, 2181 nt
Organism: Hordeum vulgare subsp. vulgare (domesticated barley)
Lineage: Eukaryota; Viridiplantae; Streptophyta; Magnoliopsida; Poales; Poaceae
Exons: 8
Coding region: 256-1920 (554 amino acids)
Biological process (GO): metal ion transport; transmembrane transport
Cellular component (GO): membrane
Molecular function (GO): metal ion transmembrane transporter activity
Source: RefSeq, a predicted model, not a curated record